AUGAAUUUACGGGGACUAGGGGACCCGCUCAACCCUAGAGCCGUUGCCCCGGCCACCCCGCCUGCCGAGCGCGAUACUGUUCGCUUUUUAUGCUCUCUCGACGAUGUCAACGUUCAAGAUACUAUUUGCCGGACCGUGCACUCUUUAGAGCGCUUAAAACCAAAUAAUGCCAUAUUACGAACGCUAGAGAUACAUUUGCAUAACUUUUACCAUUACAAAAGAGAUGAUAAUUCUCAGCGGAAAUUCAUAGAAGGGGUUCCUAUUUGGGUUAUUUAUUUACGCAACGUCGACUGA
Molecule: messenger RNA, 294 nt
Organism: Leptosia nina
Lineage: Eukaryota; Metazoa; Arthropoda; Insecta; Lepidoptera; Pieridae
Source: the annotation of a GenBank genome assembly